Messenger RNA from Vigna unguiculata (cowpea), 2564 nucleotides. RefSeq lists its product as uncharacterized. The record is from RefSeq and is a predicted model, not a curated record. Gene Ontology annotation, molecular function: protein kinase activity; ATP binding. Gene Ontology annotation, biological process: protein phosphorylation. Lineage: Eukaryota; Viridiplantae; Streptophyta; Magnoliopsida; Fabales; Fabaceae.
UGCAUGUUCAGAUAUCAGAAAAUGUUGUGUUGCAGUUCCUGUUUCCUUCCUUGCAUUUUCUGCAGCUUCUCUGUUCAUUACUUUCCGAUGCCCCCUUUUGUUGAUCUUUAACUGAACCUCAAUACCAAUUAAAAAUUCACUUUCCAUUACUCUUGAUCCUAAAGUUCUCAACUUCAUAGAACAACACUAAUUCAAUAAGGACCUUAUUACGUUGGAGGAAUUCUUUUUCUAAAUUACUUGUUAGUGGCUAAGUUGAGACUUUCUGAACCACUACACCUGAAUCAGUACCUCAGUAGCAGAUCAUUCUCUGAAAGGGGUAUACAAUUUAUUCUCCAACACUGUUGGGGGCACCUUGUCUUUCUUGGGAUUGUUUGUUCUACACUAGGAAUUAGACGUCAUAGAGUUUAACAUGCAGAGAAAUUUUUACUUCUGAUCAGUCACCUUUUACCUCACUCACCAUCAGCAUCCCAACGACCCUGCAACUUUUGGUUAUUACCUCAUGAGAUUUAGGUGUGAUCUCUUUCAGUGCUGCUUCGCUAGCACAUCUUCUGACACAUUUCCAAAGCGCAGUAAUUUGAAGUGGCCAAUCUUUCCCUACAAGGAAAUUGAAAAAGCCACAAAUAAUUUUGAUCAAUCUCGUUAUCUUGGAAAUGGAGAAAGAAAGAAAGGCUUUAUCACUGAGUACUAUGGAACACUUGAGGAUGGACGUGAGAUUACAAUCCAGCGCUUUGAAAAAGACAAGUGCUACAUAUUGCAAAAGUUUAUCAAUGAAACUGUUCUUCUAAGUUACUUACCUCACAAAAAUAUUGUGUCAAUUUAUGGAUGUACUUCUCAGCAUGUGGAACCUCUGAUAGUGCAUGAAUACCUAUCCAAUGGAAAUCUUGCUGCACAUUUUCAAGGUGUAAAGGAUGAAAACAUUACACUACCUUGGCUUAAACGUUUGGAUAUAGCCAUUGAUAUUGCAAAUGCAUUGGCAUAUCUCCACUAUUACGGCAUCAUCCACCGCAAUGUGAAAUCCAGCAAUAUUCUCCUAGAUUUAAACUUUUCUGCUAAACUUGGUAACCUUCAUUUAUCAUGCAAACUUCCAGAUGGAGUUCCUGUUGACGCCACCCAUGUUACUAGUGACAGAGUAGGUUCAAGUGGUUACAUAGACCCAGAGUAUUUGACAAAAGGCCAGCUUAGUGUGAAAAUUGAUGUUUAUAGCUUUGGGGUGGUGUUGUGUGAGCUCCUAUCAUCAAAGCUUGCAAUAUACCAUAUUCUCAACGAGGAGAGUAAUCUCGGUAUCCCUUUUAGCAGAAAAAUUGAAAACAAAACUUUGGUGGAGCUCUUUGAUCCAAGACUUGGGUUCCAAUCAAACCUUAACAUCAAGCAGUUGAUGACUGCUACAGCUGAGCUUGCAGUUCUCUGCAUGAAAUGUCCACAAGAAUCGCGGCCAAACAUGGAAGAGGUGCUAGAGAUUCUCAAUGAAAUGAAGCAAGGGAGAUAUGGAACAAACUCUCACUCAACUAAAGCUUUGAAAAUCUUCCACCAUGCUGAACUUGAAGAAGCCACUAACAAUUUUGGCACUUGCCUUGGUAAGGGAGGAUAUGGCAGCGUAUACUAUGGAAAACUUAAAGAUGGACUAGAAGUUGCAAUAAAAUGUUUCCAUGAUGAGAAUGAGACACAAGAGACCAUUAAGCAAUUCAUGAAAGAAUCUGACAUCUUAGGUCUCUUGCACCACCAAAAUCUGGUCUCACUUUAUGGCCGCACUUCUCGCCAUUGCAAGAAGCACAUGCUAGUGUAUGAGUACAUCUCCAAUGGCACUCUUUCCAAACAUCUUUAUAAUCCUUUAAAUGGAAAACUACCAUGGGAAACUAGAUUGAAUAUUGCCAUUGAAACUGCAACUGCAUUGGUAUUUCUUCAUGAUUCAAGUAUCAUCCACCGUGAUGUGAAAGGGAGUAACAUUCUGUUGGAUGAAAAUUUUCGGGUUAAAGUUGCUGAUUUUGGAUUCUCUCGGUCUCUUCCAGAUCAUGUUACUCAUGUUACAACUAUUCCAGUGGGAACUCGUGCUUAUAUAGAUCCUGACUACUAUGUAUCUGGAAGGGUGAGUAACAAGAGUGAUGUGUAUAGUUUUGGAGUGGUCUUGUUUGAACUCAUAUCAUCAAUCCACCCAAGUUUGGUUGCAGGCACAGAUAAUGAGACUCUUGCACAGUUUGCAAAGAGAAAAAUCUUGAACAAUGAAUUAAACGAGAUAGUUGAUCCAAGCUUUUCUUGUGGUUCUGACAAUAACAUUUUGGAAACGAUAACAGCAGUGGCAGAGUUAGCAUUUCAGUGUGUGCAGUGUCCCAAGGAGUUCAGACCAUCCAUGAAACAGGUGCUGGAGACCCUUGAGGGCAUAAGUAAAGGAAAAUGGGGAUUCAACCAGAUGACAUAGUCUUCAUUCAUAGACACUACAGAUUGUUAUAUGAUUCUGAGACCAGUGAUUAUCAAUUAGACAGUAACUUAUAACAAACCUGCUUUUGAGAUUCACUUUAGAUCAUUGUUUCACUUUCACAAUUGAUUAUUUGUAUCCCACUAUAUAGGAA